Molecule: messenger RNA, 795 nt
Organism: Helianthus annuus (common sunflower)
Lineage: Eukaryota; Viridiplantae; Streptophyta; Magnoliopsida; Asterales; Asteraceae
Product: mediator of RNA polymerase II transcription subunit 30
Exons: 4
Coding region: 118-609 (163 amino acids)
Cellular component (GO): mediator complex
Source: RefSeq, a predicted model, not a curated record
AAUCCCCUUAUCCCUUUCAUCUUUCUUUCUCUCUAGACCACCAUUAACACCACUACCGUCACCACCACAGCCACAAGAGAAUCUCGUCAAUCAAACACGAAAUCAGAUUCCAAAUCAAUGGAAGAAACCAACAAAUCGACACAAGAGUUAGCAAUUGAGGGGCAAAAAUAUCUAGAAGAUACAAUAGAGUCAGCUUUUCAAAUUUUAUCCUCCAUGAACGAUGAACUCUGUAACCCUCAUUUCUGGUCCACUGCAUCUCCACCUAACGCCCAUCAUCACGCGCCAAACAACGGCGAUGCCACGUCAUCUGACACCACACAUCAGUCUGAGACUGGUGGUGGAGCUCUCGAUGAAGCACGUAUCCGGCACAGGUCAUCUGUUGCCGCUCUGCGCUCCGUUAUCAAUGCUAUUCCCAAUUCUAGAAAGGCCAAGGCUUAUGAUAAUGAUCCAAUGUCAACUGAUGAGUUGGAUGCCGAGAAGCUGGAAGAACGGGCUUCUGAAUUAAGGAAGGAGCUUGAGGAUAAAAACAAGUAUUUAAAGCUUCUCAUAGAUCAGCUUCGAGAGCUUAUUACAGACAUUUCAACUUGGCAAAGUCCUGUAGCAGUAUGAAGCUAAUAUGCCUUUUUUAUAACAAUGGUUGAACUCUAAUAGAUAGGCAAGUUGUUUUUGCGGUUUUGUAUGUGUAGUGAAACUUUGCUAUUUUAAUAUUUUAAGUUGUGCAACCUGUAAUGAUAUAGCAGUUAUUACCAAAUUAGUUUUUACAUGAAAGCUAAUCUAUCGACCGUUUUAGUUUUA